Anopheles bellator is the source of this 3739-nucleotide messenger RNA. RefSeq lists its product as uncharacterized. The transcript is spliced from 5 exons. Gene Ontology annotation, molecular function: ATP binding; protein binding; protein serine/threonine kinase activity. The record is from RefSeq and is a predicted model, not a curated record. The coding region runs from base 1 to 3666 and encodes 1221 amino acids. NCBI's taxonomy places the organism in Eukaryota, Metazoa, Arthropoda, Insecta, Diptera, Culicidae. Gene Ontology annotation, biological process: peptidyl-serine phosphorylation; intracellular signal transduction.
AUGCCCUCCGCACACAAGCCAACCACGAUUAGUCAUAUGUUUUUUUUAAUAUCAAUUUUCGCUACGUUCUGGCCGCUGCUGGGACUGCUGGUGCUCUCAGCAACAACAACAAACAAGCCAUCCGUGGCACCUACUACGAUGGAAAACCGUCCCCCACCGAGCAGCAGUGGCAGCAGCCAUCGGAUAACUCCGAAUGAUUUCUACUUCGGCAAGCUGCUGGGCGAGGGAAGCUUCAGCUGCGUGUAUUUGGCCAAAGAGGUGCGAACAUCGAAGAAAUACGCGGUCAAGGUGUGCGAGAAGCGGUUGAUCCUGCGCGAAAAGAAACAGGAGUACGUGAAGCGCGAACGGGAGGUGCUCAACCGGCUGAGCGGACGGCCCGGCUUCCUGGGGUUGUACUGCACUUUUCAGGAUCGGACUAGACUGUACUUCGUGAUGACGUAUGCCUGCAACGGGACGCUACUGUCGCUGUUGUCGCGACCCUCCUUCACGCUGGAUUGUGCCCGGUUCUAUGCGGCCGAAAUACUGCUCGCGCUGGAGAUAAUGCACGAUCUCCAGAUCCUGCACCGCGACAUCAAACCGGAAAAUAUUCUGCUCGAUCAGCACAUGCACGUGCUGAUGGCGGACUUUGGUUCCUCGAAGCUCGACUACGAGGACCUGGAACCCGAAACGGCGCGCCAACAGCAGCAGAACCACAACAGUGCGGAGCAGUCCGAUGUUUCCUCCUCGCCUACUAUGUCGUCCGCCCGAAAGCACGCCGAACAGGUGCUGGGAGCGAAGGGAGCAAAAGAUCUUCAGACGGACACCAACGAGGACGAAGACGACAGUGACGAGACGGAAGAGCGCUAUCCGGCGACGCGGGGCGCCAAGCGGCGUAGCUUUGUCGGCACGGCACAGUACGUGUCGCCGGAAAUCCUCAAAGGCACUCCGUCCUCACCUGCCUCGGACCUGUGGUCGUACGCGUGCACCGUGUACCAGAUGGUGUGCGGUGUGCCGCCGUUCCGGGCCGCGUCGGAGUAUCUGAUUUUUCAGAAAAUCCUCCGCUGCCAGGUGCACUACGGCGAAGGCUUCGAUCCGGUCGCGAAGGACCUGGUGACACGCCUGCUACAGAUCGAGCAGUGCAAACGGCUCGGUGCGCACGAUCAACCACGCUACUGCACGCUGCGGGCACACCCGUUCUUCCGCGGGGUCAGCUUCGAACAGUUGCGCAGCACGCCGGCCCCGAUGGCACCCUCCGAGGACUCAGUAUUACACGGGGAGACGGUCGUGGCCAACGCGGCCAACUACUUCCCUGAAGGCAUGAAGCCCGGCCUGGAUGAUCGGCAGAUUACGCGCUUGCUCGACUUCAAGCUGGCCGAUCUCGAAGUGUCCGACGACGACACCGACGGAAGCGGCGAGGAAAGCGGAGGAGGGUCCAAAGUGGCCCCUGCGAAAGCGGUCCGCAGCACCGUCGGGACGGCAUCCCUAAAGCUGACGAAAUCGUUCACCGAAGGCACGGCGAUCGAUGGCAGCAAGCACGACAGUGGCACGUUGGCCGUGUGGGAACCGUUCACCGAGGGCGAACGGAUCCUCAAGUACGGCUUCGUGCAUAAGCGGAAGGGACUGUUCGCGAGGCGGCGCAUGUUUCUGCUCACCACCGGCCCAAGACUGAUCUACAUCGAUCCGGUGAACAUGGUGAAGAAGGGCGAGAUCCCCUGGACGCCCGUGCUGUCGGUGGAGGCGAAAAACUUUAAAACGUUCUACGUACAUACGGAUACGUCAUCGGAUGGCGGGUCGGAUAGUGAUGACGCUCCUUCAGCCGUACACGCCCUAUGUAUGGUGGGAAAAGGGGCGAGCUUUGUGAAGAUUGAGGACCUAUUGUCGUUGGACACGAGUGUCUUGAAGCUAAUCUACACUUCCCAAACGGAACGUUACCAAUUGAAUGCCUCAAAUCUGGAACGUUUUGCCCAGCUGCGGCAGCUGCACAUCCAAUCCGUUAACUCACAUCUGCUUCGUUUCGAUAUCGAUGCAAGCCUGCCCGUUGAAAGGCUUCACCUAGAAUCGCUCGAGCUAAUACGGAGCGAGCUACCGAACGUGCUCGAUCGUAUCGUUCCUUCGAUGGCGGAACUGGGCCUUCCGCAGCCGGUGUCCAGUGGCCAGGAGCAGGCGGCUAGCGCGUACGAGAUCGUCGAUCACGAGCAAGAGCUCGUGAACGAUGAGCACGCCAACACCCUGAUUGAAACGUUCGAACUCGAAAUUGUCCCGUACGAGGUCUAUAAGCGUGAUAUAGCCAGCACUAACAACGUAUCGUUCUAUGGGUGGAACAACCUGACUGAACUCAGCAUCCACGAUUGCCGGCUCGACUCGCUCCAUCCUGACUUCCUGUACGGUCUCGAGCGCCUCCAGCGCCUUUCGUUGCAGCACAACAACCUCAAGGUGUUACCACCGUUCGCGUUCUACGGUGCGCCGAACGUACGGCUCCUGUCGCUCGCUAACAACCGGUUACUAGAGGUCAGCUACUACUCCCUGGCGGGUCUGCUUGAGCUGCAAAUGCUCGAUCUGUCGGCGAACAACAUUUCCAAGGUUUCGGAGCUUACGUUUCCGCCCUUCCCGAAGCUGGCGAAGCUCGAUCUGCGAGAAAAUCCGAUCGAGUACAUAUUCGACAGCUCGUUCGUGAUUGCCAACUUGACGCGCUCGCUGUUCAUCGGGAGCGCGACGGUCGGGCUGCAGGUGGCAACGCCGAAACCCUUCCAGGGGCUCGCGCAAAUGGAGGUCCUCGAGAUCCGCAAUCUUCAGAUGGCCUCGCUCAAUCAGUACCUCUUCCGUGGGUUACGUGCCCUGCGCACGCUGCGGCUGCUCGACGGCAACAUUUCGUUCGUCGAGUACGACAGCUUUGCCGAGAUGAAGAACCUGACCGAUCUGCAAGCCACCCGGUGCGCGAUCGGUGCCAUCUCGAUGGAUGCCUUUUUCGGUGUCAAGCGUCUGCGCACGAUCGACUUGUCGUACAAUUUGUUCACCGAGCUGCCGGCCGGACUGUUUGAUGAGCAGCUGCAGCUGGUCGAAUUGUAUUUGCAUGGCAACAGGCUGACGCAGCUUCCGAGCGAGUUCUUCCGCCGGCUCGCCCCAGCGAUCCAGUUAGUGCGAUUAACCGACAAUCCAUGGGUUUGUAGCUGCACGAUGAGCGACUGGCGUCAGGCGACCACCAAUCGCCUGAAGGUGUCCACCGGCGGCGGUGGUGGGCCGCCUUCAUUCAUUUACAGCAACAAGCUGACGCCACGCUGCAGCGACCCCACGCACCAGAUCCACAACCGUAGCGUGUACUACGUCAUUCGCAAGAACCUUCCCUGCAACGUUGACGGGGGCAAGUACGCCAAGAUGGCGUUGCGCAUCAGUGAGCUGAACCGUCGCAAGCAGCUCAUGCUACUAGAACAGCGAAACGCUGCCAGACACCAUGGAUCGCACGGCAACCCCCCGGUACACGGUGCACCAGUGCCUGCCUUCGUGCAUCCGGUGGUCGGUGAAAGGCCCAGAUCGUUGCUGUAUGAGGAGAAACGUUUACGUUUGUUGCAAAAGAAGCUCCAAAAGGACCGCCACCAACGUGGCGAGGCCGAUAAGCAUCGGCAUCAGCAGUCGCCACCGCAAGGGCAACAGCAGCACCACCGCACCGUGAGCAACGAGCUCGAGUACUAAUGGUUAUUUGUAACUAAGGAACAAACCAAAAAUGGGUCGAUUAUACACAUACAACCAGAAUAAAUCAACGAAU